ACCACCGGCGCCCAGAUCCGGGGUCCCGCCGCUUCUCGAUUCCGCUCGGCGCCUCCCUGAUCCCGGAGAUGCCCCGCGCGGCCUCAAAUCUGGGAGCGCCUCUCGUCGUCUUCCCGUAGGAGGCCGCGAUGCAGGCGCGGGUGGCGUCCAUGGAGGACGUGAAGGAGGCGCGGCUGCAGGCGGCGGGGGCGGGCCCGCAGGGGAGGGUGUUCCCGACGGGGAUGCUCAAGGUGUUCCUGGGGUUCCUGCUGCUCGGCGUGGGGCUCUCGGCGGCGGGGAUGUACAUGGCGCGCCACACGCUGGCGGCGGCGGCGCCCGCGCUGUUCCGCCCGUGCCUGGGCUCGUGGGGGGCCUCGGCGGCGGGGGAGGGGGAGGAGGAGGCGCGGCCGGAGGGGCUGGAGCGGUGGACGCGGCCGCCCGACCGCGUGGAGCACGCCAUGUCCGACGAGGAGCUCCUGUGGCGCGCGUCGUUCGCGCCGCGGGUCGGCGGGUACCCGUACCGGCGCGUCCCCAGGGUGGCCUUCAUGUUCCUCACCCGCGGCCCGCUCCCGCUGGCGCCGCUCUGGGAGCGCUUCUUCCGCGGCCACGAGGGCCGCUACUCCGUCUACGUCCACGCGCUGCCGUCCUACCGCGCCAACUUCACCUCCGACUCCGUCUUCUACCGCCGCCAAAUCCCGAGUAAGGUUGCAGAAUGGGGUGAGAUGACCAUGUGUGAUGCUGAGAGGCGCCUUCUAGCAAAUGCUCUGCUGGAUAUAUCCAAUGAGUGGUUUGUCCUUGUGUCUGAGUCAUGUAUUCCAAUAUUUAAUUUCAACACCACAUACCGAUACCUCCAGAAUUCAAGCCAAAGCUUUGUCAUGGCGUUCGAUGAUCCUGGACCGUAUGGACGAGGCAGGUACAAUUGGAACAUGACCCCAGAGGUUGAACUCGAACAAUGGCGCAAAGGCUCACAAUGGUUCGAAGUAGACAGGGAGCUUGCCAUCGCAAUUGUGAAAGACACUCUCUAUUACCCAAAAUUCAAGGAGUUCUGCAGGCCUCAUUGUUACGUUGAUGAGCACUAUUUCCCUACAAUGCUCACUAUUGAAGCGCCGCAAAGCCUGGCUAACAGAAGUAUUACUUGGGUGGAUUGGUCAAGAGGAGGCGCACAUCCAGCCACUUUUGGGAGGGGUGAUAUCACAGAGGAAUUCCUGAGAAGAGUUCAAGAGGGCCGGACUUGUUUAUACAACGGCCAGAACUCUACAAUGUGCUUCCUGUUUGCUCGGAAGUUUGCGCCAAGUUCAUUGGAGCCAUUGUUAGAGUUAGCACCCACUGUGCUUGGUUUUGGUUGAUGUAUGGCUGAACAGGUGCACCCCCCCUGUAAUUUUUUAUACUAGAUCACUGUAGGAUUACAUGGGUAGAGAAGUGGGCUUAUCUUGAUGGAUGAAAGCCUCACGCCGCCCAUCUCUGCUCCAUUGUGUUAUAUACACAAACUUGUACUGUUUUGUACAGUAACGUGACAUUGAGUCACAUGAGAAGUUUUUAUCUUAGAAUAUUGCCCCGUUUUUUUUUUGUUUA
Messenger RNA from Oryza brachyantha (malo sina), 1551 nucleotides. Its product is annotated as glycosyltransferase BC10. The record is from RefSeq and is a predicted model, not a curated record. The coding region runs from base 129 to 1325 and encodes 398 amino acids. The transcript has 2 exons. Gene Ontology annotation, cellular component: membrane. Gene Ontology annotation, molecular function: glycosyltransferase activity. Lineage: Eukaryota; Viridiplantae; Streptophyta; Magnoliopsida; Poales; Poaceae.